AUGAGGACGUAUGAGGUGGAUGAGGACGUAUUUCCAGAACUUGCAAAAGUCCAAGAAGUUUGUUUUGUCAUCUACACUGAUGAUGAGUUUACUUUUCUGCACCAAGGCAGUGAAGGACCCUCCUCCCCAAGUCUUACAGAUACAUUGUCUAUCUCAACCUCAAGCAGUCAAAGCGACACAAGUGAUGCUGGAUGCCAAAUAAUUCAACCGACAGUAGAGCAAAUUCUCACUUCCAAGCCAGCAGGAAUGACUGUGAUCAAGGAGUAUGAAGAGACUGGGAGUUUGAAAGAUUCCACCAGGCGAUUAAUGGUGAACAUCAUUGUAGCCCACAUGCAUGAAAAGGAAGGGAGAGCUGUAAGUAAAGCAACAAAAGAGUUUCAUGCCCUUGGGAUUGUGUCACUCUUCCCAUCCUUGAAGGAUCCAUAUUCAAAAAAGGGAUAUAUUUUGCAAGACUUCUUGUUGAUGUUUGGAGCAGAGACUGCUUCCCGGUUCCUGGAAAAAUGGAACACCAGUUUUAAAGACAAGGUCAUCCAAGAGGCCAGGACCCUCAGGGAGACAUUGGGACAGCGACAUGGCCUCUCUCUUUGUCUUGCUGCAUCUUCUGCAACAGAUCAUCUGGUGAAAUUUCACAAGUCCUGCCAGAGUUUGGAAGAUCACCUCAUGACCAUUGAAGGAAACCCCCAGCCGUAUUUUCUGGCCACAGGGACUUCAAAAGCACAGGUUUUCAGCUUCUACAUAGUGUUGGACAGAAAGCUUCUUCCAUGUCAGUCAAGUACAUCCUUGGGUGCAUUUGUUGAGCUGUUCAAGUCCCACUUUGUUUUCAGUGUGAAAUAUGACGAUGCUCUAUCCAGCCUAUACACAUUUUUGCAGACUACUUUGUACAAUAUUGAUAUUGGCACAACAGAAGAAACACCAAAAGUCAAAGAGUUGAGAGCAAAGCUAUUGAACAAGCAGUAA
Messenger RNA from Trichomycterus rosablanca, 957 nucleotides. RefSeq lists its product as uncharacterized. The transcript has 7 exons. The coding region runs from base 1 to 957 and encodes 318 amino acids. The record is from RefSeq and is a predicted model, not a curated record. Lineage: Eukaryota; Metazoa; Chordata; Actinopteri; Siluriformes; Trichomycteridae.